CCCCAAGUGAUUACAGAAGGAGAGGCCCCUGGGCAUCCGGACUGUGCAGACUGCAGGCCCAAGAAGAGCCAAGAGGCUGGAAAGACAAACGUUCAAUGCAUGGAGGGGCGAGGAGGUGCAGGGGUGGCAGGAGAUGGUAAGAUCGAGACAGACGAGGUGCCGGAAAAGUGGGACCAGGCCGAGGCAAACUGCACAUACACCUGUUUAGCUGAUAUGACAAAGCCAAAGGUAGAAGACAGAAAGGUGGAUUCCUUUAAAGACUCUUGGCUAUCUGAGCAGCAUCUUCAUAAUCUUUCCCAGACACAUUCAGGAAUGUCUGAGUACCCUCCACAGAGCCCUCAUCAAGCUCUAAGCAAGCCUAUCAACCUGAAUCAUUGUUCCAUCAGCAGUCAGAAGAGCGUUUCCAAUUCUCCACAGGUUCCACUGGACAUGAACAACUUCUAUUUCUCACGACAACACUGGGAAAGCAGCAUCGUCCAUAACCAACAAACACAGAUCUUAUGUGAAUCAGAUUCAAGUCAAGGUAUCAGAGCACAUGCCACAUUAACAGAAACACAACAUGCUCUUUUACAGAUUGAGUCCAGCCCUCAGCGAAAACCAACAUUUUUUCACCCGGAGCAGCAGCAGAGCAGCAUCUCAGCUAACAACAUCCCAGGAGUGAACUCAAGUCUGUUGCCUGAUGUCAUCACGUCCCCCUCCACUCACCCCAGCCAACAUUUUUAUUCUGUUCAAGUCAGUAGAGCUUCUGCUGGAUUGACAGGGGAAACGUUGUCAGAGACCUUCACAUCCUCAGAACUAGAUGAUUAUCAAGACAACAAGGAUACAGCGUUAACUGACUGCACGAGUCAGAGCAGUGAGAUUACCAACAAAUGCCACUCUUUUUACUUGUCUGGCCAGCUUCGUGGCUACGAGCCAGAGUGUCUGCCCAGUGGAGUACGGCCUGCGCAAAGCUGCAUGGAAUAUACAGAAGACACCAGCAGUAGUGACGAUGAAGGAAAGCUUAUCAUUGAGCUUUAGGGCAAAAUGCACAUAUGUAUCUGCUGAUGAGAUAUGUUUUCAUAGUGGAGGCAGAAAUAAUAUUGAUGGCUCAGUUAAGUUAGUGGGCAGAGCCAAAAGAACCACAUCUAUGAACUCCAAAUAACAGCCAUUGACUUUAGAAAUAUAUAUUAAACGGUCAACAGGCAACAAUGUGUUCAUUUCCUAUCACACAAACAAGUUCCAAGAUAGUAGUCUGACGGUAUCCCCCACAUGACAUCACUGAACCAAUCACAAAACAGCGGCAAAGUCAACAUUACAGUAACAAAAUCAAAUAUUAAGACUUAUGCAGAUCAUUCAUUAAAUGGAGCAAUACAUUGUUUAUACCUGGUUAAAUUAUGAUGAUGAUUAAAACAAAAUGGCCGAUAUAGCCUUACUUUCCAUUUACCUGUUGUGACUACAAAGCUAAUGGGGCUAACCGUCUGGGAUCGAUGCGCAAUUGCUACCAAGUGUCAAUAACUGGAGGUUUUCCUGUCUCUCAGCUGACUUGGCUUGAAUGCAGCAUUACACAUGUAGGGACUUGCCUGCAGCCUGCAAUAUCCACAACAAGCACCCAUGCUUACUGAAUAUACAAAUGAAUAUAAAUGAAAGAAUACCAUUGACCAUAUUUUCAUUUAUCCAGCUGGCUUGGUUCUUCAGAUAUUAGCAUCCAUGUCACCAACAUUUAGGAAUCACUUAGAAGCACUGAAGGCAACAUGGCGUUGUUUCUGUUAGCAGAAUGGGCAUGCUUCACACUACUUGCUCCCCCUGAUUUCCCUUAUGUCUGUUUUGCUUCAUGAACUUUGACAGAAUGAAUAUGGCUGCUUCUGCUUCUAAUCUAACCAAUGAGAUGACUUUUGCACCUGUGAACUGUUGUAAUACUUCUCACGCAUCAUUUGUCCUGCCUACCUUCCCUCAGUCACUCUCUCUCUCUCUUUCUCUCUCAUGAAGUGCACUCUGUAACUUUCCCAGACAACAGCUGUGUGUGUGACUCAUGUGGACAUGCUGCCAAAUAGCUGUUAUAGAUCUCUGCUUCCAAUCAGAUCACACAGGUGAAGCUGGAGGGACAUGACCCUUUUCCCAGUCUGGGUUUUGUAAUGAGUCAGCAGCUAGGAUUAGGCACCAGCACACACAACAACAGGAAAUGAGUGUAUGUGAACAUCUCUGUACAUAAUUCCAGAGCUAUAGCUCAUGCUGACUUCCUUGUCAAUCCUCAUCCCAGUGGUGGUCAUAAAGCAUUUUGGACUUGACAGGUUUAUGUGUGCAAGAGUGUGAGCUGAUUUGUUAUUGUGUAAAAAAUUUGUUAAGUUUUCAUUUUCUAAUUUUAUAUUCUUGUUCUUAUUCUUGUUACGUAAGCAUAACUGAUGAAACAAAUACAUUCUCCUGCCAUUUAUUGAACAACCUUUGUC
Etheostoma cragini (Arkansas darter) is the source of this 2423-nucleotide messenger RNA. RefSeq lists its product as uncharacterized. Bases 100 to 1017 code for a protein of 305 amino acids. The transcript has 2 exons. Lineage: Eukaryota; Metazoa; Chordata; Actinopteri; Perciformes; Percidae. The record is from RefSeq and is a predicted model, not a curated record.